AUGGAAUUUCAAGGAUUUCCUCGUAUUCAUAGUAUAUUUUAUGCUGUCUUUGAUAUUAUCAAAGGUACCAUAGUCAAACAUCAAGUACCUGAAGGAAGUAUCACUUCUCAACUACACUCAACCACCGUUACUACAGAUGUCACCAAUAUCAAUAAUAAUAACAAUAAUUUCGCCAUGUCACCUGAGUCUAAUUCGUCUCCCGUAACGAAUGAUCCUACGACGACAAGUAACAACAGCAAAACACUUAUCGACUUUGAAGCGAUCAGCGGGUACAUUAUACCCAAGAAACAGUUAUACAAACGAUUAGUGACAAUUUGUACUAAAGGAUACAAAGUCAUGGGCUGUCCAGUUGUACUUCACGAUCAUGAGCGUUAUAAGCAUUAUCGAAACGAAUUCCGGUUCAAUUUAUGUUUUGUGUUUGAACAGGAUGCAGAAACGAGUAGCUAUGAAGCUAUUGUCACAAAACUAUCACGUGUAUUAGAAGGGCUUGAGCUUGAAUGUAACUUCUUAUCAAGCGAAGUUGGAGGAAAGGAUUCUUCAUCACAACAGCAGCAAACUGUACAAAACGUGAUAGAGCAGUUGUUUGAAGACUUGAAUAGCUAUUGUGAAUGCCAAAUACCAAUAAACGAGUUCAACACUAUUAAUUUGAAAUUAUUUCCUACCUAUCCUAAUCCACAACAGGUUUAUGACUAUCAUGUACCUGUAUUCACUGUGGAUAUAAAAAAAAUGAUGAGCCGCAAUUGGGAUAUUACGAUACAAAAGAUUGCCAGUUUGAUUAAUGGUGUUCACCAUGUUAAACGCAUUGCCGAAUUGGCCAACGUAAAAGCAGAGUGGGCUAGACAAAGCAUAGAACAUUUAUUGUAUUAUGGCUGCGUGAUUCUUAUAGACAUUUUCCAAUAUUCGAAUAUAUACGUUGCUAAGCAAGAGAUUACCCGUUUAUUUGAUCCUAAAUAUGGGCUUGCACAAGAGUGUAAGAAAUAUAUCAUGCUACCAGAUGCGCCAGAAAUCUCGGUAGAAAAAAUAUAUGCAUUAUAUUGUGGUCUAAAAUAUGGACUCACAGUGAAAGGUUGGAUGGAAGAGCAACAGGUGGCAUCUUUGAAUAUUGAUGAAAGACGUUUCAUAUCCUUUGGUGUCAUAAAGGGUCUAAUAUACAGAGUGCAUAAGUAUCCAAUACUU
Messenger RNA from Mycotypha africana, 1176 nucleotides. RefSeq names its product nitrogen permease regulator 2. The annotation marks the transcript as partial. Gene Ontology annotation, cellular component: GATOR1 complex; vacuolar membrane. Gene Ontology annotation, molecular function: GTPase activator activity. Gene Ontology annotation, biological process: negative regulation of TORC1 signaling; positive regulation of autophagy. The record is from RefSeq and is a predicted model, not a curated record. The transcript has 6 exons. NCBI's taxonomy places the organism in Eukaryota, Fungi, Mucoromycota, Mucoromycetes, Mucorales, Mycotyphaceae.